CACCGACGCGUUGCUCCGGGUCCUGACGCGAGUGUCUCGGUGUGGACGGUGGGCCAGUGCCCGGCGCGUCACAGCCAUGGCGCUGCUGUUCGUGAAGAUAAACAGGAUGAUGAUGAUGAUGAGAUGGACCGGACGGAUCGGUGGAUUAACUCUGCACCAUGAAUGACAGGUACCACAAGGCGGCCCGGGACGGGUACCUGGACCUGCUGAAGGAGGCGACCAGGAAGGAGCUGAACGCGCCGGACGAGGAUGGCAUGACCCCGACGUUAUGGGCGGCUUACCACGGCAUCCUGGAGGCCCUGCGGCUGAUCGUGUCCCGGGGAGGAGACCCAGACAAGUGUGACAUAUGGGGGAACACGCCACUCCACUUGGCAGCUGCUAAUGGUCACCUCAACUGCCUUUUCUUCCUGGUGUCUUUUGGUGCCAACAUUUGGUGCCUGGACAAUGACUACCACACUCCGCUGGACAUGGCUGCCACAAAGAAUCAUAUGGAUUGUGUCCGCUACCUUGAUUCCAUCGCUGCCAAGCAGACAAGUCUCAAUCCCAAGCUGGUCGGUAAGCUGAAGGACAAGGCGUUUCAUGAUGCCGAGCGGCGGAACAAAGAGUGCAUGAAGAUGCAGAAGAAGCACCACAAACGGAUGGAGAGAAAGUUUCAUAAAGAAGCCUUGGAAGAGUCUAUGUCAGAUGUGAUGAGCUUUUCCAGCUACACCAGCAGCUCUGUUAGUCACAAGUUGCGCAAUUUCAACACUGUCAGUGUGCCAUAUUCUCAGGCAACUCUCCAUGCCACAAACCGCGGAAAGACAAAGAUCCAGAAAAAGCUGGAGAAGCGAAAACAAGGAGAUGGCACCUUUAAAAUCUACGAAGAUGGAAGGAAGAGCGUGCGCUCUCUGUCCGGACUGCAGAUGGGCAACGAUGUCAUGUUUGUCAAACAAGGGACGUACGUCAACCCAAAGGAGCGUGGCCGUCGCAAUGUUCGUGACAUGUUCCCCAGAGACAACGACGAUGCCAUUUCACGUGCCAUGAGUGAACCGGACCUUCAUGGGCCAGACAUAGACUACUCUGAGAUCAGCACAGACUCGGGUCACGAUUCCCUGUUCAACCGACCCGGUCUUGGUACCAUGGUUUUUAGGAGAAACUACGUAACUGGGGGAAUGUUUGACUUGAGUGCUCGAAACACCGCCAGCAUGGCCAACUCAGGCAACAAUGUGCGUCUCCGCAGUCGGUUGCACCAUUACCCAAGUCUAGAUGAAGACAGCAUUGGGAGCGCGCACAGCCUGCAGGAGAGGAAUGUGGAGGAGCUGCCUUGGGAAGAAGUAGAAUUAGGGUUGGAUGACGAUGAUGAGUCUGACACAAGCCCCCUUGAGGUUUUCCUUGCUACACAAAGCAUGAGCGAGUUUUACUCCAUUUUCAAACGGGAGAAAAUUGACCUUGAAGCUUUGUUGCUAUGCUCUGAUCAUGACCUCAAGAGUAUCCAUAUCCCCUUGGGACCACGAAAGAAGAUCUUAGAUGCCUGUAAUAGACGACUUGAGACCAUGGAGGAGCCUGAUGGCAUCGAGGACACAGAAUUGUGA
Molecule: messenger RNA, 1571 nt
Organism: Nematolebias whitei (Rio pearlfish)
Lineage: Eukaryota; Metazoa; Chordata; Actinopteri; Cyprinodontiformes; Rivulidae
Gene: ush1ga
Product: Usher syndrome 1Ga (autosomal recessive)
Exons: 3
Coding region: 159-1571 (470 amino acids)
Biological process (GO): equilibrioception; sensory perception of light stimulus; sensory perception of sound
Molecular function (GO): protein binding
Source: RefSeq, a predicted model, not a curated record